This is a messenger RNA of Apis cerana (Asiatic honeybee), 768 nucleotides long. It is a transcript of the gene mRpL55, whose product is annotated as mitochondrial ribosomal protein L55. NCBI's taxonomy places the organism in Eukaryota, Metazoa, Arthropoda, Insecta, Hymenoptera, Apidae. The record is from RefSeq and is a predicted model, not a curated record. Gene Ontology annotation, cellular component: mitochondrial large ribosomal subunit. Gene Ontology annotation, molecular function: structural constituent of ribosome. Gene Ontology annotation, biological process: translation.
AAGUUUUUACAAUUAAAAUAAAUAUCGAUAUUUCGAUAUUCGAUUUUAUGAUACGGAGCCAUCUAUUGGUCAGAUAAAAUGACAUGUUCAGGUUAUGCAUGUAUCGUAUGAAAUUAUUGAUAUUGUUAAUCCAAGAAAGAGAAUGAAUAUAUUUUCAAUUCUACAACCAAUGCAGAGAGUUUUAUCACUUCAUAGAAAUCUUAAUUGUUGGACAGCAGCAAUAACAAAAAAGCAUAGAAAACUAUAUUUAAAUACUUUUCCAGUAUAUCUUGUUUUACCAGAUGGUAGUAGUAUUAACAUUGAUUAUGAAGAACCAAGAAGAAUAAUUAUUCUUCCUCUUAAUCUUAAUGCUCUUUCUGAAGAAGAACGUCAAAUUAGAUUGGGGAAACGUAAAACAAUAGUUAAAACAAAGGUAAUUGAAGAAUACCAAGAUGAUUUUGAUGAAACUCAAUUUUACAAAUAAUAUAUUGCAUUAUAUUAUUUAAAAUAUUAUAGUUUCAUAUAGAAUAAUAUGUAUAAAAUAAAUUAUUCAAUUUUUUAUGUUUUUUUAAUUGUAAAUAAAUAUAAAUUUUAAACUAUCAAAAUAAUCUUUACAUAUCUUUAUAAGUAAACAUUAUAUAUACAUAAGUGUUAUUUAAAUAAAAUGAUAAAUAUAUUUAAAAUCAAUUAUGUAUUAUAUUUCUGUUUAUUAUAAAUAAUACGAAAAGAAUAUAAAUAUAUGUAAUAAAUAAUUUCAAUGCAUUAAAUGUAGCAAAAAUAAUUUUUAAA